UUUAACCUAAGCAGCUGUGUCUAACUAGAAGAAAAUUAGAAACGUUUUAAAAUUAUGUUUUUUUUUCUCUAAAACAUUGAUCUGAAAUUUAGUACAUUCUUUAAGCUGUAUUACAACAAAUUUGGAAAACUUCACAUAAGUAGCUCAACAUAAAGUGGAUACCAUCUUUGAUGUGUUCGGUCACUAAUUAUCUCUUCAAUCAUUAUACAGUUUUUCUUAAGUGUUAGUUAUCUAUGGUGAACGUGUUUCGUCACCAAUCUUAAGGUUUCGCCACCAAUCAUCCGUACAAUCCAUCAUACAAACAUCGCGACAGUCUUCUAUGCAGGUGAUGACCCCGCCGCGACAACCGGAACUGGACGUUGUGGUCAAGCGGCUGGAGAACUACCUCAACUCCUCCGUCCACGAGUACCUGUCCAGCCUGGUCCGGAACCUGAGCCCCGUGUCACGUCUGCCCAACCCCGCCCACCUCCUCCCCAAGAACACCGUCACAGGCAUCGAGUGCGUCAUCCUACCCCCGGUACUCUAUUUCCUCACAAUAGGCCUCGUCUUAGUCUUGGUAUUUCUCUACUUCAAGCACACCGACACAAAUGGCGCCGAAUCUGGCCAAAGUCUGGAAUCGUCUUCCCGGCAGUUGGAUCUCAUCAGCAACACUUUGAAUAGAAAUGUCGACGCCGCGACGCCACUUCCGGUUAUUCUCGGCCGGACUUACGUUAAAAACGAACGCGGGGCUCAGCUGUCGAAAAAUUCGUCGUCUGCGUCAAGUUCGACAAUGUCGUUUGGAGAGAUGGUAGAUUUCAGGCGCGUAGACGCGGACGGUUUAAAUACUAGUCCAACAACUCCUGGAGUUGUGAAGGGGAUGAAGUAUUUAUCAACGAGCCGGGAGGAAUUGUACUCGGCUAGACACGAGAUGCAAAAAUUGAAAAGUUCCGGAGCGAAAUCAGCGUCGAUGGGUAUUCAAGAUGAAAGCACUUCCGGUAACGCCAUUAGGGCAGACAUGUGCUACCGGCUGGUCUGGUUGUCCGGGGAUGACGACUUCAACACGUCAAGUCAACAGCAGACAGGACAAGAAUCGUGUCACGUGAUUAACAAGGACAACACCAAUCACAACACGAGUGACGCGUCCUACAGACCGAACAAAUUUUACGAGAAUCCCGUUUUCUCCAGCGAGAUGGAAAACGACGUCUCGUCUCAAGAAUACGAGACCGAUUUUUUUCAUCUGAAAUCUGUAGGAAACCCUAAAAGUUCGUGUUUCGAGAAAACUCUCAGUAUAACCAAGAGUAACUUCCCUUGCUGCAAUGAUCAGCCGUCGGUAUCCAGCACUCCAAUAGAGAAAAAACACGCAGCUAAAAAUAGAACAUCCAAACCAACCAAGUCGGGUAAAGGCCUAUUUACAUCCCGCACAAGAAGUCAACUGUUUCCUCCACUACACGUCGAACCUCGGCUAUCCGGGAACGAAUCCCACGGAGACGAGUGUCCAGGCGAGCCCAACUGUUGCGGGGUGUGGGAGAUUGAUGACUCACAGCUGUGGUUCCAGCCGACUCAGGAGACCAGCCAGGAGAUGACGUCGACUUCCGGUACGACCAACAGCUACUGCGUCGACGCCGUGGAGCAGCUGGAGCACAGCGGAUCGACCGACGCCAGCUCUUGUUUCAGUAGUUCCAUUAGUCUGCCCAGUAGUAUCCUAAGGUUCCAUGCCAGCAGAACUCGAUCCGAGGCGCUCCCUACCUCGUGCUACCCUUUCAGCAGCACCAUCCUCGAGGAUGUGACGUCAUCCAGCGGACCAUCGGACGACGUCUGCACCGAGGCGACGUCUUUGUUCGCGCAGGUCGGCAGCUACAGCCAGACGGCCAGCCUUCUGCUGGAUCAGCAGACGGCUCUCGCGCAGGGGACGUGCGGCAAGGGCGACAGCUCCACAUCCGGGUCAAAGGUCAACCCGUUGGUUAAAAAAAUGGCGGGUCCCGGGCGUGGUCACGUGACCGCCGAGCAGAGGCUGAGCGAGUUCGGGUUCAUCAAGGCCAGCGGGUCCCACGGGUUCGUGGUCAACCCGUCCCCGGGCAAGUUUUACCGGCAGGAUUCUUUACAACAUUUGUUGGACGGGGGGUCAAGGUCAAAGAUCAACACGCCCGUUCUACUACAAGAUCCAGAAGAUCACGAGACCUCGUACGUGGAUCUUGAAGCGUAUCUGACGUCUGACGAGAGUCGCUAUCACUACACGGACAACAGUCCCGCUCAGUCGUCUGCCGACCAGCAUCCAGCUUCAGACACGUCCGGGUUUGGUGCCAAAAAACUUGAGGACAAAAACAACAAUCGCAUGUAUCGGGGUGAGAGGUCACGUGAAAGGUCAUGCGAAAGGUCACUGCAACGAUGGAGCGAUCUGUCUUAGCUGGGAAGCGGUAAUUUAAAAACAUGAAACGUAAAAUUAAAAACUGUUGUAGAAACUAUAUGAAACUAUGCACAAGGAACGCAUAGCACAAAGAGUAGGCCUAUUACGUCCUUUUUCGAAUGAGGACAACAAAAGUAAGAAAAAAAUGUACAGAAUAUCAUCAGUUUCAACAUUUUAUAGACAUUUCCAAUUCUGGAACAUUCCAUGGUGUUGAGGGGUUAAGCAUAAUUUCAUCAUUUGCGGUCUGCUUUAUCACGCUUUGAGCCAAACUCAGCUUAUUUCAAUGACGAUCUUAAUUUAGUAUCGUAAGAUACGCCUCAUCUUUUCAAGAAAAUGUGUAACCCAGAUGGGGUAUUAAUAAAAAUAUGUACAACACUAUUUGAAUGUAUGUUGAUAAAAUAAACUCUUGAUUACAUUAUAUGACUU
Physella acuta is the source of this 2809-nucleotide messenger RNA. RefSeq lists its product as uncharacterized. NCBI's taxonomy places the organism in Eukaryota, Metazoa, Mollusca, Gastropoda, Physidae. The record is from RefSeq and is a predicted model, not a curated record.